This is a messenger RNA of Urocitellus parryii (Arctic ground squirrel), 3332 nucleotides long. It is a transcript of the gene Aspdh, whose product is annotated as aspartate dehydrogenase domain containing. Gene Ontology annotation, biological process: NAD+ biosynthetic process. NCBI's taxonomy places the organism in Eukaryota, Metazoa, Chordata, Mammalia, Rodentia, Sciuridae. Gene Ontology annotation, molecular function: L-aspartate dehydrogenase [NAD(P)+] activity; NADP binding. The record is from RefSeq and is a predicted model, not a curated record.
ACAACGAGGGGGUGGAAACGAAGUCUCAUASGUCCCAACCAGCUUGGCUCAUCUCCAGGUGGUCUUAGGCGCCCCCCUCCCCCCAGACCCCAGAGAGGGUUAUGGUCACCUGGUGCACACCUGCUGCUCCCAUCGCACCUCCYGGCAGCCAGUCUCUGCUGGGAAUUCUCACACUGCCUCCCACAUCUCGGCUGACAACAUGGCGGGGGCCUAAGGCUGCAAAGUACCACUGGCUGGGUGGCUUAAAACAACCGCGUGUAUCGUGUGGCAGUGCUGGAGGCUUUAAGGCCAAGCUCAGGUGCCAGCCUUGCUUUGCAGCAUCGUCCCCCAGUCCUUCCCCUGUGUUGCCACAUCACCUUCCCGCUGUAUGUGCCUGUCUGUAUCCAACUCGGCCUCCAUGCAGGGCCAGGUAACAGGGGAUUAGUUAGGAGCCCACCUCCAGGAAAAGCGUCUCUUAACCUGAUCUUUGGAGACAGCCAACCAUCAGAGGCCACAUUUGAGGUACCAAAGGUCAGGACUUCAACAUCUCUUUCCAGAUGGCAAAAUGCAACCCAUGACAGGGUCCAAAUCAGAGGGUCGUUCUCCACUGCAAAUCCCCCCAAGCCUGCUGGGGAAUGAAGCAAGUGGCUGAAAGGGAGCGUGGCUGGUAGGGGUGGGUGUGACAGGAGGGUGGCUCCAGCUACAGGAGGCCUGGGGAACAUCAGGGGAGUUGCAGAGACAGGACAAGUGYCCAGGAAGGGGAAGGGGACUGAACUCGGGGACAGACUCUGGGGUCCUUCCAGAAAGAGUGGUGCUGGGCCAGGCCAGUGGGCAGCUGCAGGGGUGAGUUGGACAUCUCUGGGGGUACACAGUCUCCAAGAUUCAACCUCAAGAAGGCUGGAGUCCCCAGGGCUGUCAUCAAAAGCAGGAGGAGACAGAGGGAAGCAGAGGGAAUGAGGAGCCAAGUCACCCAAUGGCCCCUCCCCCAUUUACUUUGGCACAGCUGCCCCCAUAUACCAGUGCCCUGAACACCAGGGGGACACUCCAGCCCUUGGUAGAGGCCACCACACAAGGUGGGGAAGGAGGAAACCCCCACUGCAUGCAUCUGUGUGCCCCAGAGGGGUCUGGUCAAGGGUCUGCAUUCCUGGUGCCUGCCCUCUUUCCUGGCAUCUUAUCUCUUCCCCCACCCAGGGCACUUAAAGUGAAUUCUUUCCUUAUCUUCGGGGACAGUGCCACCCUGCAUCAACAGUAGGGCCUCUGGCCCUAUCUGCCUGUGCCUGUCUCCUCUGGGCAGGUCGACUUGGGACAAGGGCCACUAGCUCUGGAUCUUUCAUGCUUUCUCCAGGCCCUUUCAGUGCAGAUCCUGGUUGCCAUGGCAACACUGUGGUGGUACCAGGUGGUGGUGGGGGCAGGGAGCCAGGCCUGCUGCAGCUCAGCCAUCUCCAGUGCCAGGCCCACCAGGCCAGGCGCAGGGACUGUGCUGAUCCUGGGGGCACUCGGGGACUCCCCAGGCUGUGCAGGUUCUUCCUCUGUGAUGUGCUGCUGGUGGGGAGAGGGAAGGACAGACUGAGAGCAGGAACACAGGGAGAAGGGAAAUAUGGGGGAAGCGGCUUCGAGGCUGGGGGGUGAAGGGUGGAAAGACAAGGUGAACUGAAGGACGAUGGGCACUGGAGGGAGGUGGGACUUGCCAGGGCUGAGGGGUGCAGAGAGCGCACCCCCUCCAUGGGACUGGGUCGGACACUGGGACCUGGAGCCCCUGCUGCCUUUGGGGAGAAGCAGGGGCACAGCCAGGCAGAGGCCUCCCUCCCACCUACCACUUAGGGGAGGUGGGGAGCGGAGGGGAAAAUGAGGACCUGGGAGCAAGGGGACCAGCUGAGGGCCCAGAGUCCCUGUCACUGGCUCCUCUCCACAACCCAAGCAGGAUGCAGUUUCCAUGACAACCUGGCCAGCCAGAAAGGGGGCGGGGGACUGCAGAGGGAAUUUUCCACAUCAGCAGGAAGGAGCAGUGUGGGCUGCAGAGGAAAGAACUGCCAGGAAGGCGGGGGCCAUACCAGGCCCCGCAGCCCCAAGUCCCCACACCCUCUGCYCUGUCCUCCCAGCCAGCCGGAGGGCAGAGGGAAUGCAGGGAAGGAGCCUCAUCCCGCCCCAUUCUGGCAAACCCACCUCCGCCCACUGUGCAGGAGGCUCAGGAAAGGGACAAGGGUCAACUGUCCAAAGAUCAGCAGCUGCCCAGGCCAGCUGGGCAGUAGGCAGCACAAGGAGCUCCUGCCACAGCCAGCCAGACUCAAGGGCAUGGCCCUGGAUAAGGCCCCCUGGAAGGUGGGGGUGGUGGGCUAUGGCCGCCUUGGACAAUCCCUUGUCUCCCACCUUCUGGCUCAGGGACCCGAACUGGGCCUAGAACUUGUUUUUGUUUGGAAUCGUGACCCAGGACGCAUGGCAGGGAGUGUGCCCUCUUCUCUGCAGCUCCAGGAUCUUGCUGCCCUUGGGGAAAGGCACCCUGAUCUUGUGGUAGAAGUGGCCCAUCCCCAAAUAAUCCAUGAAUCUGGGGCACAAAUCCUGCGCCAUGCCAACCUCCUGGUGAGUCCCCUAAACCCACACCCAAGCCCUGACCCCUUCAGCCAUCUGUCCCCUGAACUCAACCCUCCCUACCUUCGUCCACCCCAGGUGGGGUCCCCCUCAGCCCUAGCUAACCAGACCACAGAGAGGCAGCUCCUGGAGGCCUCACACCGCUGGAACCAUGCUGUGUUUGUGGCCCGAGGGGCUCUAUGGGGGACUGAGGACAUCAGCAGGUUGGAUGCAGCUGGAGGCCUCCAGGUGAGGACCCACUGGGAUCCCCAGGGACKAGUAGGGGCUUGCAAAGACCCCAGUCCCCCUGACCACAGCUGUUGCUUCCAGAGCCUCCGUGUCACUAUGGCCACACACCCGGAUGGCUUCCGGCUCCUGGGACCCCUGGCUUCAGCCCACAUCACUGGGCCUCGCACUGUGCUCUAUGAAGGUCCUGUCCGUGGCCUCUGCCCAUUUGCCCCUCGAAACUCCAACACCAUGGCAGCCGCUGCCCUAGCUGCCCCUAGCCUGGGCUUUGACCAUGUGAUCGGGGUGCUUGUGGCAGAUCUCAGCCUCACAGACCUACACGUUGUGGACGUGGAGCUGAAAGGCCCCCCAGGCCCCUCAGGSCGAAGCUUUGCUGUCCACACCCACCGAGAGAACCCUGCUGAGCCGGGCGCUGUGACUGGCUCCGCCACUGUCACAGCCUUCUGGCGCAGCCUCCUGGGAUGCUGCCAGCUUCCCUCCAGGCCUGGGAUCCAUCUCUGCUGAGAAGCCUCUUUCACCCUUGAGGACAUCUUGUCUGACUG